Molecule: messenger RNA, 933 nt
Organism: Medioppia subpectinata
Lineage: Eukaryota; Metazoa; Arthropoda; Arachnida; Sarcoptiformes; Oppiidae
Source: the annotation of a GenBank genome assembly
CAGAGUCGAUUCAUACGAGACUACGGCGGAUGGGUUUGGUAUGAUCUGUCGUUCUUCGCGCCCCUCGAAUGGAAGGACAAAUCGGUGACUCUUCGGUUUGGAAGCGCUCACUACCAGACAAUUGUUUAUUUAAAUGGAGACAAUGUGUUGAACCACACCGGAGGACACUUACCAUUUGAGACAUAUGUCACUAAAACGUUAAAAUAUGGUGAAAGUAACUUAAUCACAGUCGCUCUCAAUAACAUACUAUCGGCCACUUCUAUACCUCAGGGAUCCGUUGUCUAUAAAAAUGAUACAAAACUAUUCCCAAAGGGUUUCUACGAAAUGAAAGGAAAUUUUGAUUUUUUCAAUUACGCCGGUAUUCACAGACAUGUCUUCCUCUAUGCCUUACCAAAGGAUCACAUAAACGACAUAUCAAUUACAACCGAUAUUAAAGACACCAAAACAGGUAUUAUUGCAUACAAAGUAGAGCACAGCGAACAGACCUCCAAAGCUGAAUGUGUUGUCGACGUGUUGGACAAAAAGGGUAAUCAAGUCUCGACGGGUAAUAAGGGUUACUCCGGAUCCAUAACUAUACCAAACGCCACAUUCUGGUGGCCGUACACUACGGACCCAAAUCCCGGAUAUCAAUACACUUUGAGAGUGUCUCUCACCGAAGAUGAUAAGACAAUAGACGUCUACUAUUUGAAAGUUGGUAUCAGAACUGUUAGGGCGACAGAAAAGGAGUUUCUAAUCAAUGGAAAGCCCUUUUACUUCAGAGGGUUUGGCAAACAUGAAGACGCAAACAUUAGAGGGAAAGGAUUGGAUCUGCCGUUCAUAGCGAAAGACUUUAAUCUAAUGAAAUGGAUUGGCGCCAACUCUUUCCGCACAUCUCAUUACCCGUAUUCCGAGGAACUGAUGGAUAUGGCGGACGAGACCGGGAUUGUGGUCGUC